AUGUCAUCCCGUGACGAAUCAGCAUUUCCCCACAGGUAUUAUAAAAACACACCGGGUGACUCUACACUGAGAGUGUACCUGGUGCUGGACGAUAACGCUCCUGUGGGGCAGUAUGUCUGGAGCGCUGCUGGACAGUCAGACGAGUGGAGAAGAGGCACAGUUGAUGUCAACGACACUACACAGUUUAGGGUGAUCUUUGAGGCUUAUCAAGACGGCUUUAACCCUGCAGAUAUCGGGCUGGAUGACAUCGCAUUCCUUGAUCCUGAUGUUGACGACUGCUUGAGCAAUCCUUGCCAGAACGGCGGGUCCUGUGUGGACAUGCUUCACGCGUACAUAUGCCGGUGUUUCGGCGGCUGGACCGGAAUAAACUGUGACGAAAUCUACGGUGCUAUCGACUUUGAACGCGAGCUGCAGUUCUACGGUUAUCUACAGAGUACUGACGACGAUUUCGACUGGACAAUCGAGUCAGGAAACACUGCAUCAUCACUGACGGGACCGGACAGUGACCACACUACAGGAUAUGGUCAGUACGCUCAUAUAGAAGCCACGGGCCACACCGGUGGCCAGAAGGCCCGACUGUCGGGACCUAUCAUGCCCAUCACAAGCGGCACGUGUCUCCAGUUCUACUACCACAUGUACGGCCCCUCCAUGGGAACUCUGAACGUGUACACCCGACACAUCGGUCACGAGCUGGAUCAACCCGUCUGGAGCCUCAGCGGCGACCAGGGAAACGAGUGGAAGAUGGCAGAAGUGGAAAUAGUAGACAACAGAGCAUACGAGAUUGUGUUCGAAGGUGUCACGAAUGGUGCCCUGGGAGAUGCAGCGAUAGAUGACGUCACGGUUUACAACGGAGCUUGUCAGUCAGGAAGUGAGUACGAUGAUUGUGCGAGUAAUCCAUGUCGCAACGGUGGGACAUGCCAGGACGGAGUGAACAGCUACACGUGUCGGUGCCCACCAGGCUGGUACGGAACCCACUGUGAACUAGAUAAUGCGGCAUGUGGCAGCUACCCCUGUCAGAAUGGCGGCGUGUGCUCCGGUGGGAACUUCGAUAACUACGUCUGUACAUGCCGGCGGGGAUGGAGGGGAGACAACUGUGAUGUUGACGUCGACGAGUGCUCGUCGGGUUCAAGUCUCUAUUGUCAAAACGGAGCGACAUGCGAAAACAUCCAAGGGUCCUACACCUGUCACUGCGGAGCGGGGUGGAUUGGGAAUAACUGCGAAACGAACGCAUGCACGAAUAAUCCUUGCAGCAAUGGCGGAACGUGCCAGGUCUCCCAGAAUUCUGUGCAAGGAUUUCAGUGUCUCUGCCAGCCCGGAUUCGAUGGAUCGACUUGUAGCCACAUCUCGUUAACCCCAGCCCGACCCCCUGUCGUGUGUAAUCUGGAAGUGGACACCUGUGGCUGGGAGAACACGGUGGUCACCACUGAUGACCUGGACUGGUUCCGGACACAAGGCGGGAACUGUGGCUCUUCUGGACCUUCGCAAGACCACACUUCUGGACUCACAUCUGGUUCCUUUUUCUGCGUGGUGCCACCGAGAGGGAGCUUUGAGGAUAAAGUCGCCCAGCUCUGGAGCCCCUCAUACACCAGCAGUACCUUCACCAUCAAGACAUUCACCCUCUGGUACUACUCUACCAACGUCGACGUCCUGAACGUGUUCCUCGUCGUUGAUGAAGUUAUCGGAACGUUACUGUGGAGUGGAAGUUUUGCGAGGGACACGAGAGUAGCUCGGUGGAGAGAAGUUCAAGUCAAUGUUUCAGCGAGUCGGGAUUUCAGAAUCGCCAUUGAAGCUCACACGAGAGGCCGUUCAACCCCCAUCGCAUUGGACGACAUCACAAUCUCUGAUACAGGCGUGCCCUAUACACCGGGAGCGUCCACGCAGUCACACAGUAUCACAACAACCACAAGAAGGCCCACGCCUCCUAUGGAACCAACAGACCAGUCCGAUACAACGUUUCCAACACCAACAACGCCUAAACAGGAAGAUACCGACAGUGGCGGCUCGUCCCCACUUGUUGGCAUCAUUGCGGGUGUCAGUGUAGGUGCUUUGGCCCUCAUAGCGGUCAUCAUAGGAAUCGUCUUCUACAUUCGAAGGAGAGGUGUUGCUGGUCAAGGAGGCGGUGGUCUGAGAGUGAAGGAGGACAUUGGUAUGAAAGAAAUCGGUAAAACUGGAACUGACUAUGUAGCAUUCGACGAAGCUGAGGCCGAAAAUGGUCAAGCGGGAAUAGACAAUCCUCUGUAUAUUGACCACCCGCUUUUCAGUGGUUUAAAGGGAACAAAAGGUAACGAGACGGAUACGUAACUAAUGUGUCUCCAAGCGGCUUUAGAUAGAAAUUAGUUGUUCAAUGACCGAUCAAUUUCCACAGAUACAAGACACGUUACAGAUAUCGCUAUAUCUUGUAUGUACAUUUUAUGGAAGCCAACACACUGCCCUUGACCUUGUAGGUAUCUCCUCAUGUCUUGUCAUUGUCAUGUCCUUUUGCUGUGGAAUGAAAGAAAACAAAACACUCGUCUGGGUUCCUGACAAAGCAAAUAUAAAUCAACAGAAAUUACAUUUCUACUACCUCAUAUCUUCGAAUGAUAUAAAUAUAUAAAGGUGGUUGCUACUUUCUGGAAAUGAAAUUAGAAUUUUUUUUGGGGGGGGGGGGGGGCACUUGGCACCGGGCUGUGUAAUAAAUCAUUAAGUUCAGGCUUCCGAUCUUGCAUGAUCUCCGCGUGUCAGAUGGUGUAGAUGUUCCUAAACAAUGGCAAAUGCAACUGUUACUAAUACACGUAU
This is a messenger RNA of Branchiostoma floridae (Florida lancelet), 2775 nucleotides long. RefSeq names its product MAM and LDL-receptor class A domain-containing protein 1-like. Gene Ontology annotation, molecular function: calcium ion binding. Lineage: Eukaryota; Metazoa; Chordata; Leptocardii; Amphioxiformes; Branchiostomatidae. The record is from RefSeq and is a predicted model, not a curated record. Bases 1 to 2301 code for a protein of 766 amino acids. Gene Ontology annotation, cellular component: membrane. The transcript is spliced from 14 exons.